Colletotrichum higginsianum IMI 349063 is the source of this 372-nucleotide messenger RNA. Its product is annotated as 50S ribosomal protein L31e. The transcript is spliced from 3 exons. Gene Ontology annotation, biological process: cytoplasmic translation. Gene Ontology annotation, cellular component: ribosome; cytosolic large ribosomal subunit. The record is from RefSeq and is a predicted model, not a curated record. Gene Ontology annotation, molecular function: structural constituent of ribosome. The coding region runs from base 1 to 372 and encodes 123 amino acids. Lineage: Eukaryota; Fungi; Ascomycota; Sordariomycetes; Glomerellales; Glomerellaceae.
AUGUCGACCAAGCAGAAGAAGCCCGCCGGAAAGCAGCGUUCCGCCAUUGCGGACGUCGUUGCUCGCGAGUACACCGUCCACAUGCACAAGCGCCUCCACGGUGUUUCCUUCAAGAAGCGCGCUCCUCGUGCCAUUAAGGAGAUCAAGGCUUUUGCUUUCCAGGCUAUGGGCACCACCGAUGUCCGCGUCGACCCCCAGCUGAACAAGAAGGUUUGGGAGCAGGGCAUCAAGGGCGUUCCCUACAGACUCCGCAUCCGCAUCUCCCGCAGACGAAACGACGAGGAGGGCGCCAAGGAGAAGCUGUACAGCUACGUCCAGGCCGUCAACGUCAAGAACCCCAAGGGUCUCCAGACCGUUGUCGUUGAGGAGUAA